Molecule: messenger RNA, 9133 nt
Organism: Planococcus citri (citrus mealybug)
Lineage: Eukaryota; Metazoa; Arthropoda; Insecta; Hemiptera; Pseudococcidae
Gene: Inx7
Product: innexin 7
Exons: 1
Coding region: 386-1555 (389 amino acids)
Biological process (GO): phototransduction
Cellular component (GO): plasma membrane; gap junction
Molecular function (GO): gap junction channel activity
Source: RefSeq, a predicted model, not a curated record
CGUCGCACGAUGGGUUAAUAAACAGCUGCCGGUAUUACCCGUGUAGCCGCCCCUUCCGUCCGUCGCGAACCGAUUUCUACGACGCGAAGCGAUCGCGAGAGAGCCGCCGCAGCCCGCAGUGUAGUUUAGUCGUUAACUAAACCAAUGUCGGGCUCAGUUGCCGUCUGUUGUAUGUGGUUCUUGUGAUCGUGGCUGCUCGUCGUCGUCGUGUAGCCGAAUCGAAUCGAAUCUUCGUUGAUCAUUGAUCGUAGAUCAGCGCAAUUUUUUUUGAGAGUGUUUUUUUCACCCCUUUGGGUCGCGGUGCGGUGCUGUCGCGGUUCCAGUGUCGCGUGUUUUCGUUUUAUUUUGGUUUAGUUUGGUCGAGGAGAUUUUGUCGUAGGUAAUCAUGUUUAACGUUUUUGGUGACAUUUUACAUCGGGCUUAUGUGACCCAGCAUAAAAUCAUCAGCAUCGACAACGCGGUCGCCAAAUUGCACUACAGAUUGACCUUUUGGCUGCUGCUGGCCUGCACCUGUUUGGUGUGCAGUCGACAAUACAUCGGCGAACAUAUCAGAUGCAUUCACGAUAAAGGUGUCGCGCCUCACGUCGUCAAUACUUUCUGCUUCUUUACGUCAACGUACACGGUAAUCAACGACUACAACGUAUCCUUUGCUCAUCCCGGAGUCGCUCCUCAUACCGAUAAGGAGAAGAUCAUCAGGCACGCGUACUACCAAUGGGUGCCAUUCGUGCUAUUCGGGCAAGCUCUGCUAUUCUACUUACCUCAUUUGAUUUGGAAAAGCUACGAAGGUGGCACUAUUCGCAAUAUGGUCGACGGUCUGCAACGUAUCUAUCUGCGGUCGCCGGACGAUCAAGAUAGGCAGAUUUCCCGCGCGUACGUUUACAGCGUCAAAACGACGCAGAAAAUCGCCGCCGAUCUGCACAAACAGUUCCAGACCAUCAGCAGAUUCAGACUGAAUCGAUACUGGGCUCUGAUGCUGGUGUUUUGCGAAUGCCUGUACUUGUUUAACGUUAUGAUGCAGCUCAAAGCUAUGGACCGUUUCCUCGGUGGCAGUUUUAUCUCGUUGGGUAGACGUCUAUGGGCAGCCGAACCAGGUGAUAAUCCGUUCGAGCAAGUUUUCCCAAAGGUGACCAAAUGCGAUUUCCAUAAAUACGGUCCUUCCGGAUCGAUCCAAGUGCACGACGUUAUGUGCGUGAUGGCUUUGAACAUCGUCAACGAGAAGAUCUACGCUAUUUUAUGGUUCUGGUUCGCCGCCUUGGUGCCGAUCACUUUGCUAGGUUUGCUGUGGCGUUUGAUAUCGUUCGUGUUGCACAACAAAAGCGAAAGAUUUAAUCACUAUUUGCUGAAAGAGACUACCGGCACGAAACUGAAUCCGGUAGAUGUGGCCAUAAUUACCAGACAAGCUCGAUUCAGCGACUGGCUGCUGCUGUAUUAUUUAGGAUCGAAUAUGGACUCGCUCUUGUUUACGGAAUUACUUCAUAAUUUAGCCACCGACUUGGAAGAACACAGACAGUCGCCGGAUUUCGAAGAUGAAAAGAAACCAUUGAAAGCAGCCUAGUCAUGCUAUACGACGACGUGUACCUAUCUACAUUUUUUUCCAUAAAGGUAUCUAUCUCGGCCUGAUUUAUUUUUUUUUGUUGUUCUAUCGUGUGACGAUGGACGUUUCAUCGACCAUCAUGCCAGCUAACAUCUCUCGCAUGUUUUUCCAAUUUAUUUAUUUAUUUUUUAUACCUACUAUACAACAAUUACGAGUGUUUAAGUGAUUCCUAAGUCGUGUGAUAGUAUUUAGAUGCUCAUUGUUUACUGUAAUUUCUGUCUCUUAUUAGGUAGAUACUAGUUUAGAAGACGAAGACGAGGUCUAGGAGAUAUUAUUCUACGGUGUUUUUUUAUUCUUGUUGUGUGAUAAUAUUUUUUUUUGCGACGUGAAACGCCAGUCGCCAAUCGCGCCGCAUUUCAGUGAAGAUGUGUGAGACGAUAGGUUAUUUAUUAGAUGAGAAUUGAGAAUUCCUUUUCACCAUCACUACCACCAUCGUCCUGUGAGAUACUGAUAAUCGUCGUCGUCGUUAUAACGAGAGUAAAUUUGAAGGGUUUGAAGAAAUAUGUAGAAAACGACCAGCUUAUUGAUUUUUUUUCCUAUCCCACCGCGUCGCAGAUUGCAACAAGAACGAGGGAUGCACCCUCAAAAAAUACGAGAGAAGGGUGGCGAAGGGAUGUGCAUGAAAACCGAUUUCAUUUCGUCGUCGUCGUAGUUUUGGAAAUUAGCCGUCUUUUUCAGAGGGUAUCACGGUAGGCCUAUUCAUCCCUCGCCUUUGUUUGCAAGAUACCACCAAAUUUACUCGUACUUGCUCCUUAUUUAUAGGUUCACCUAGACCGUUUCGAAGAUUGCCAUUUGUGCAGGGUUACGUUUGGUCCUUUUGUCUAACGAGUGAUCCGGCUGGAUGGCAACACUGCCAUAUUUAUCGAUAGUUAAUGGAGUAAAAUAUAAACUAAGUAUGCUUUUUUUUUCUAUUCUGGAUAGUGUGAAGUGAGACUUCGAGACUUUGGCUACUGGAUCUUUGUGAAUGAUGAUCAAAACGUGUAAAAUGUGUGACUAUUCGAUGUUUUUUUUUUUUUGCAUGAAUGAGUGCGAAGGACAUUAACAAUAGAAUCCUGCAAGAAUGUCUACCCCAAAAUAGUCGUUAUUUCGACCCUACUCUUACUUUUCAAACUCCUGCAGGGAUUUUUGUUCGUUUUUUUUUCGACCUUGAAACAUUCUCGGACCACACCUAUGGAUUUUAUUUUUGAAAGAUGAGAUGAAUGUGCUUUAUUUUAGAACUUUCUUUUUACUUUUUCUGUUUUCCUCGCUGUAUAUCUGAUGGGAGUUUUUUUCACGAUGAUUGGUUCAACAUCAAGUAUCAUCGACUCCUGUUUCUCAGGUAUCCAUCGAUUAAAACAGGGCUACAUUAACUGUUUGCACUUUAGAGGGGAGGGGGCAUUUUUUGAAAAAAUCGUGGUUUUUUCACUCUUGUCGUUACUCAACCUGUUGUGGGACUUUUAGUACUCUACUAUGAGCAGUUGAAAAUUUGCGAAUCGCUUAUUUUUUGAUAAAUUCGAGUUUUGAAAAUUUUGUUUUUCUCCAAUAUUUGGCAUUUCUUGAGCCAAGACAUCGAAAUUCCAGAAACUGGAGAAAUUUUGGUACUCAUUGGUGCCAAUUUUUUGUCGUUAUUAAAAUUGUCAAAAAAUCGAAAAAAUUUCGUAAGUUUUUGACUAUUUUUCUAGAAUUUUCAGGCAUCGUAGCGGGUCACUUUUUUUUCACGAAAAGUCACUUUUGGUUACUUUUUUCAUCAAAAGGUCUCUAUUGGUUAUUUUUCGUCCAAAAAGGUCACUUUUUAUUGUUUUUUAUCAAAUUUAUCUUUUUUUCACUAAUUUUCAAAGGAUUUUUUGCAAAUUUUCUUCAUUAAACAAAUUUUAGAAUUUUAUAAAAAACACAAAUUUUUACUUUUCAAAUCAUCAUUUUUUGAAAGAUUUUUUUUCUUUUCUUUUUCAAAAUCAAGAUGAAAAUCUAUUUUUAAUUAAAAAUAAACGUACAAAAAAACAUUGUUUUUAUGCCUCUCGAAAUUCAAAAUAUAAAAUUUUAAAAGUCAAAAAAUGAAUUACCUACUCGUUUUCACAUAAAAAAACAAGGAUUUUCCUGGGGGGGGGCUGGGGAGAACAAAGUAAGGUUUUCAGGUGAGAUAUGUAUUGUGUCGGUUCGUACUUUUUACUUUUGUUUUUCGAUUUUUUGCUCUCUUGAACGCUGGAAUACAGAAAAAAUUGGUCACUUUUUUCACUAGUCUUUUUUUUUUUUUUUAGAAAAAUUGUGCUACUAUGCCUGGGAAUUUUUGAAAUGUGCAAUAGGUUGAGUAGCGUCAGGAAUCCGAAAACACGAUUUUUUCUUUUCUUUGAUAGCUCAGUUCUUCCCUUCAUGGGCACUUCCGGAACUAAAUUAUUUUCUGAGUGACUUUCAACUAAAAGUGAAGGUUUCUGAUUUGGUCAAAAUCUGAUUUUUUUUUUGGUUGGGUUGAAAAAUCUCCUCCUUCUGCCCCUCGCCUCCUCCCCUCAACCAUCGAAUUUCAAUAAACCAAAAGCUAUAGGAGUAUUCGAGUGGUCAUCAAUAUAGGUAUACUGAAUGAGACGUUUAGGAAAUUAGGAUGUGGAAAAAAAAAGGGAAGAUGAGAAACACACGUGUAACUAGAAAUAUAGGUAGUCGCAUGUAGUACGAUGAAAAGAUGCGGUAGCUACUCGUAUCGGCGUUGUUUUUAAAUUACCUACGCUGUUACGAGACUGCCAGCGUUAAACUGUGAAAGAUUUUUGGAGAGGUCACGAUUUUUACUGGAAGAAACGUUCUAGGUUGUUGCUACUGUUCAGCAGCAGAGCCACACGGCCGUCUAUUCGAAUGCUUCUUCUAUUCUUUCUUUAUAUACUUGGAGAAAGAAGACGAGCGAAGAACUCGAACAGUGGUGCGUGGCUGCUGCAGAGUGUGAGCUCUAACUCAACUUUUGAGGCGAAGAUGCAUGCGAGAGGACAAAUCGUGCCAAUAAUUGUAAACUUUCCAUUGUUAUGUGCGGCGUUUUAAUUGAUGAUACAAUUAAAAAGCCGGCUCUGGAUCGAUGGAUGUGGCUCUCCUCUCCGUGUUAAAGAUCACGAUUUAUUUUCCACUCGUCUCCGCCCCACCACCACCACUGCAGGUAUCCUCGACAACGUCGAAUUCUUGGCUCAUUCGUCAUCGAGUCUGCAGAGCACCACCGAUCGAAUAUACACGAAGAUUGGUAUCUGGCAGAGAGUUUUUAUAAAUCAGUCGCAUCUCGUAUAAAUUUUCAGACUUCUUACUUCCUAUGGACGGGACCAUGACGGGACGUCAUCUUGAUCAACUGGUAGAUCUUCUCUCUCUCUCUCUCGGCAACGUUACCCUCUUUGUGCAAAAAUCAAAUACCUGCGUGCGUUCUCGAAACGAAGAGCCGAAGAGGUUAUUGCUUUUUUACCACGCUUUGGUGGAUGUGUUGUUCGUGUAUUGAGAAAUCUAUCUGGUCGUGUUGUUAGGAAUUGUGCCAAAAAAAAAAAAAUGAACCUCGCUGUCUCUCGAUUACAGUACCUAUAGGUACAUAUGAUGAUUGGAUAAGAAUAUUAUACUGUCCGAGUACGCGAGCUUAUAUAAACUCAAGUGUAGAGAUAGGUUUAUUAGGUACCUACGUUGGGAUAUUACCAUCAACAUAUGUUGCCAGAGAGCUGAAUACUGAAUGUUUGAGGAUGUGAUUAUAGCGGCGUCGCGAUUAUCGACUAAAAUUACCACCCAGAUGUAAAAACGGGUUCUCGAGGAAGUAAAACGUUUUCGUUUUCUUCUUUUAUUUUUCGCCUGUGUACUCACCUGUGUAUGUGUGAUUGUGUGAACAGUGAACGCUGAACAGUGUCGAAUGAUCUUGAAAAAAUACGUGUAGAUGGACGCGGUGGGAGGUGUAGGCAUUUUUCCCGCAACGUUACAGAUUCCAGCCUCGAAGGGUAGAGAUGUCUAUAGGGAAUUUAACAGAAACGAACGUGGUCUUUGGUAGAAGGGUGUGUUUCGAUUGUAUGUACUGAGAAGCUCGUCACUUUACUUGAUUAAAAUGCUGAAGGGGGAGGGGGGUCGACAAGCCUGCGAUGAAAAUGUUGAUGGAAGUUCACGUUGGUGGCUGUGAUAAGAUUUUUCAUAUGCUGGUCAUUGGAAAAGUAAUUGAUAAAUUUUAUGUGGUUGGAGGUUUCUCCUGAAUCCAUUUUUGUGGGGCAUUUUGAAAGUGCCACUAAAAGUAAUUUCAAUCGAAAAAUUUUCAAAAAAAAAACUGGGAAAUGAAAGAAUUUUUUGCUGGGGAAGGGGGGGGAUGAAAUUUGACAAUGAACUUUUUUGGUGAAAUUCGAAACAAAAAGAGGACUUUUAGGCAGGCAAGGCAAAUAUCAAUGCUUUUUAGCCGUUUUGUCAAAAAUGACAACCAUUUGAUCACCUAUUUCAUUAAGAAACUAAUUCUUGAGAAUUUUGACGAAAAUACAAAUUCCAACUUUACUUUCUGACAAUUUUGACUUGAAAUGUGAAUUUUUUGACAACUUCGGCAAAAACAGAAUUUUUUUGGGCAAACAAUUUCACCAAAAAUGGGCACUUUUUGACAAUUUUAACAAAAAAUUAUUUUUUUUGAUAAUUUUGGCAAAAAUAGACGCUUUUUUUGUUACAAAAACUUUUGAAAAAAAAAUCUUGCUCAAUUUGGAAGUUGGACAUUGAUAUUUGAUAACUUGAAAAAAAUGCGAUAAAUUGUUGAUAUUAAGUACAAUUAGUGAAGCUUUCAAAAACGAAAAAAAUUACAAAUUUUUGACAUUUUGAGUAACAUUGAAAUGACUUUCAGAUUUUAAGUCUCAAAAAUUUGAAAAAAAAUAUGGAAGUUUCCUAUUAACGAUAUGGCUUAAUUUUCGACAUAUUUUUGCCUGCAACUUUUCCAAAAAUUGGCACUUUUUGCAACUUUGUCAAAAAUUGACAACAUUGUUAAAAAUUUGAGCUUUCUGACAUUUUUUGUCAAAAAUUGACACUUUUUCACAAUUUUUCCAAAAAUUGACAUUUUUGACAACUUUUUGAAAACUAGUCACUUUUUGACAACAUUUCCAAAAAUUGACAUUUUCUGACAACUUUGUCAAAAAUUGAUAUUUUUUGGCAACUUUCCCAAAAAUUGCAUUUUUUUACAACUGUUUCAAAAAUUGACAACUUAUUCAAAAAAUUGAUAUUUUUGACAACUUUUUGAAAAAUUGACACUUUCAGACAACUUUCCAAAAAUUGUGGUUUUUUACAGCUUUUUCAAAAAUUGACACUAUCUGACAACUUUUUGCGUUUUUUUACAACUUUUUCAAAAAUUGACAACUUAUUCAAAAAAUUGACACUUUGACAACUCUUCAAAAAAUUGACAUUUUUUGACAACUUUCCAAAAAUUGACACUUUUUGAAAACUUUUUCAAAAAUUGAUAUUUUUGACAACUUUUUGAAAAAUUGACACUUUCUGACAACUUUUCAAAAAUUGCAUUUUUUUACAGCUUUUUCAAAAAUUGACAACUUAUUUAAAAAAUUGAAACUUUUUGACAACUCUUCAAAAAAUUGACAUUUUUGAAAACUUUCCAAAAAUUGACACUUUUUGACAACUUUUCUAAAAAUUGGCACUUUUUGCAACUUUGUUAAAAAUUGACAUCAUUGUUAAAAAUUGGAGCUUUCUGACAUUUUUUGCCAAAAAUUAACAACUUUUUAAAAAUUGACUCUUUUUGACAACAUUUUCAAAAAUUGACAGCUUUGUUGAGCAUUGGAGCUUAUUCCAAGACUUCAACUUUCAUGUUUUAUCUUAAGCAUUUCGAAAAAUGAGCUUCCUGAAAAAAAUUUAAUUAUUCCUACUUUAAUUAUAGAUAUACCUUGAAAAAUUAGGUAUUUUUAAAUUCAACAUUCAAAAUUUGCUUUAAAAAUGUUAUAAUAAUCUUAUCGAGAGUUGAACUGUUUCAAAAUCGCAGGCUCGUAUUAUGAGAAGGCCACUUGUCCCAUACUUCUUUCUUAUCUCAGCGUGUUUGGAAAUUUCGUAUUGAUAAUGAUAGCAAUGCGGAAGACUGAUAAGUGAUAACCAUCGUACUGCUGAUUCAAAUUUUUUUCUUAAUUUUCAAAUAAAAUUCAAUACUUAACUAAUUAAAAAUUGAUCUUUUCUCGAUCAUUUUUUUUACGAAAUAUUCACAAGGUUUUUUUUUGGUUGAAUUGUAGUCAUUUUACGAUAAAGGUUGACCCAUGCAUUGUUUGUGAAAACUUGGACCUUAGGUCUAUUAAUCAUAAUAUAACUCGUAACUUUUUCCUUGGUGAAAAUGAAAUGGUCGAGUUCUCUCAAGCUAUAGAAGUAAAUUUUAUUACAUAUUUUCAAAAAGUGGGCAAAAAUGGUCGUAUUUUCGAGAAAAAGUUUUCGAAAAUAUGUACCUUGACCUUCCAUCGAUGUUUAUUAGUGAUUAGAAAAAUAGGUAGAUAAGAAUCUCAAAAAUAUUUUCAUCGAAUGUAAUUAAUAGAAAUUUUUGAAAGGAAUUAUAGGAGAAGGCGAGGAAUUUGAGAAAGGUUAAGAAGACGAUAGAUAAGUAGGAAAUAUUUCACAUUUCUCGAGUGUUACGAGAUUUUAACACCAUUUUAUUUGUACAAUAAGUAGAUAUAUAUUUUUUGUAUGGUGACCUUAUGCACGAGUGCCUAAAAUUAAAAUAUCACUGAAAUGCAUUGACGUUGCGUUAGCUGAAGGCGAUUUUAACUCGAUUGCUCAUUAUGCAAAAGUAAAAAUUGAAAAAAAAAGGAUAUACAAAAUGUAUCGUGUAAGGCGAAUACACGCGCGAAUUAUUUCUAUUUUUUAAAUCUUUAUUACCAUUUUUAAUGAAUUUUUUGCAUUAUUGCAUUUCUUUUAUUUUUAUUUUUUUUUAAAUGCAUUUGUACCUGUAAUUUUGUAAUUGGACGGAUAUUUCGUAUAUAUUUGUGUGUUUUUUUUCUCUCAUAUUCACGUAGUUUGUUGUUUAAAUUUGUACGAUACCUACUGAUUAUCUUCUUCUAAAUUUACGUACGUACUUCUUUUCGAACGUCAAAUUGUAGGUCAUUUUUACGUGUAUUCAAUGUACUUUGGACUGAUUCUCUAAAACGUAUAUGUGAGUUUGAUUACAAUAUAUUUACUAUAUAAGGUACCUGAAGCGAACCUGAGUACGUUACUGUGUGUACCUUACCUAUAACUAUUUGUUUGUAUAAAAUGUAUGUUGUAAUUAUGUACACAUUUAUUUGUAUUGUACCUACUAUCGUGUAUGUAUUUAUUUUGUAUGUAUAAAGUGCCUUAUCUGAUUCGAAACUUGCCUUCUCUCAAGUUUACGUCAUAUUUUUUAAGAUUUUUUUUUCUCUGUACUCAAGGUUAACCUAUUUAUCAACUUGUGCGAUUCGUUUUUAGAAAAUUUUUUACUCGUGUACCUAUUUUUUAUUUCAUUUAUUUAUUUUUCUUUUUUUUUUCAAUCGAAUAUUUAUACAUUUCGGAUAAUUAUUGUGUACUGUGUAGUUGUGUAAUAUGGCGAGCUUUGUUUGUUGAAAUUGUUUUUAAAAUUAUAAAAAAUUCUAUUGUGUUCGACUA